This is a messenger RNA of Aspergillus pseudoviridinutans, 2562 nucleotides long. RefSeq lists its product as uncharacterized. Lineage: Eukaryota; Fungi; Ascomycota; Eurotiomycetes; Eurotiales; Aspergillaceae. The transcript is spliced from 2 exons. The record is from RefSeq and is a predicted model, not a curated record. The coding region runs from base 1 to 2562 and encodes 853 amino acids.
AUGGAACAGAAGGCCCAGAAUAAGAGAAGACGCCGCUCUUCAAUAACUCAGCAACUUCACCGGAUCUUCAAUGUUGACAGGGAGGAAUUUCAAAAGCAGCGAGAGUCCCGGCAUGUUCCUUCAAACGCAAGUGCAAGCGCUACGCCUGAUCAGCAUUGGCAGCAUAGGAAAGAAGGGACUGACACUACAUCAUAUCACAAUGGCCAGUACAACAAUCAGUCUUCUCACCAGCCUACGAAGGGGAGUCCUGAUCUGGGCGAUUUGGAUUUUGCCCAGGCAUGUGGUGCGGCGUCCGGAGAACCGCAACUUCGUCCUGGACGCCAGAAAUCCUCGACAGGAUUAGAGCAUGCUGUAGAGAAAGCCCAAGGCUUUUUUAGAACGCCCGAAAAUGCUGUUCGGCUUAUUGAGACAUCUACUGCUCAAAAUGUGACCAAUAGUGUCUCGCAAAAGAAGGAGAAACGAGUCACGCGACGCCUGGAAGCAGAGAGGAUAGAGCUUGAGAAACGACUCUCGAAGCUCGAACAGACACAAUUGGCAGGGAACCGCAAUUCACUGAAAAGGGAGACUCGUCGCCUGACAAAGAAGCAGCCCCUUGGUAGCUCUAGCAGGGGCUCUAGUGUGAGUGCUGACGAAUCUCGGCCUUCUUCGAAGCGUCUUUCUGCUUUGUUCUCAAUAUCCAGGCGUACAUCAAUGUCGCGAUCAAGCUCUGUAAAUGGCAGGAAUGGCGAAGAAUCAACAGAUAGCGCACCUAUUCCAACGGAAACACCGGCGGACGAUGUUUCAACCUUGCAGGUCGCUAAACCCUCUUUAUCCACAAGUUUGCCGGAGCGAUUUAGUGCAGUAAUAUCAAAAGGGUUAGUUGUUGGGAACAAUGCUCUGCUUCAAGACCAGACGCCACUGGCGCAGUCCUCGCCAUCACCACCAGCAACCACAACUGCAACGAACCAAUCAGAGACACUAGAAGUGAACGAAGAACGCUCCUUACAGAAGCCUGAACCAACAUUAGACCAUGCGAAGCACCAGAUCCACGAUUAUGGCGAAUCGUCAAAGUCACAUAGCUUACACGCGUCGCCUGAUUUGGACCGGAUAUCCUUCGCAGCGACUCUACACCUCGCAAGAAGGGCUCGAGAUAACAAUCAGCUCCAGGGCCGGUCACCAGGCACGGUUCAGCACCCACCGCUUGUUCAGAGGGAUGUAACACAGAAUGGAAAGCUCUACGACUCGCAAACUCCUGGGUCAUCAAAGAUGGGCGCAGUUUCUCAACCGAACCCAAGUGCAGUUGAGAACCCAAGCAGCUUACCAACUAAGGCAUCAGUCAAGUCUGUUCCCAGGAGAACUUUCAAACCAUCCCCCCUUGCAGGUGACUCGACAAGCCGCGGGAGUUCUAAAUCACUUGCUGGAAACUCCAGCGCUUCGCGUUUGCGCAAUUCUGGAGGAUCCAGUGGCGCGAAACGAACUCCAUCCUCCCCAUUGGUGACGGUUGCAACGAGCAUGUCUCCUGCUGUGGGAUCUUUACAAUUCUUACAACCUUUAAUCAAUAGCCAAUCGGAGACAGAAAGGGAAGGUAAGGCACUAGAUGCCGCCUCUGAACGUACGCCCAAAUCGAACAAUUCUGCAAACACACGUGUCUCGAAAGAACAAGAAGCCCUCGAUUACGUUUCUUCGCAACACCUACGGACCCGUCAUUUGACUCACAGCUCAGCAACGAUUUCAUACGCCCCACAACUGUCUGUGAAGUCACGAAUUCAGGCUUCAACUAAUGACAAGAAUAUUAAUCAUUCGAGCCUGAAACAUAAUCGCCAAGAAGAAGCUACAGCUAUUCAUGGUUCCCAAACAGCGAGGGUCAACCAGGAUAUACCUCCCCUGCCAGAGCACAAAUUAGCUGGAAGACUUGAUGCCCAGCAAUUUGCAACUCCAGGCAGCGCAUCUUCACGAAGCUCAUCUCCAGAGCCUUGUUCGGAAGACUACAAUACUGCGGAUGAAACAGGAUCGAUAGGAUCUGUACCCCGAGGCAAUAAUGACUGCUUGGAUGGUAAGUGUGCGGCAGCAUCUGGGCCCUGUUUUGUGCAGAAUAUGGUCGAAUCGAACGAUUCCACCACCCGUGCGAGCAGAUUCUCAGAUGUCGCGGUAUCCAAGGUGGGCGACCCGCACGGUGGCAGGUCGACCACAGAGACAGGAACCUGCAAAAGGAAUCAGUCAAUCACCAAGACUUUUGUGAUCUGUUGCUCAUGUAAAUACUGGCAUAAUAUGCCGCCUGAGAUUUAUUCGAAGGUCGCCAGUCCAGAUACUUGUUCGGUCCCUACCAGAAAUGGCCUUACUCUUCUUGGUCGCAGUUCAUCUUUCGCCGGUCGAAAGGCAAGCCGGAAAUUAACUCGCAGUACCCAGAUUAAGUCUGCAUUAUUGAACGAGCGACCUGCCAACGAGAGGGCCACACUGGGAUCGGAAACAAGAUCUCGAUUUGCUGACCCCCCCUUACGGUGCUGUUGGUGCGACCAUCCCAUGAGCAGGCUUUGUUGUGAAGGAUGGACUACCACGGUCUACAAGCACGAGAGACAGUUUUGA